UCUUUGUACUAUUUAUAGGCUACUUAUAGGUACCUUAUAUUUUGUAUAGUUGCAAUAAAUUUCUUGAAUAAUCAAUUAGCUAGACAGAAGAAACACACAAUAUGGCAAAGGUUGGAGGAUCUAGAUGGUCACUUAAUGGUUUGGUGGCUCUUGUAACUGGAGGCACUUAUGGAAUUGGACAUGCAAUUGUGGAGGAGCUUUGUGAAUUUGGUGCAAAAGUGUACACCUGUUCAAGGAAUGAAUCAGUCCUCAAUGAAUGUUUGAAGAAGUGGACUGACAAAGGCCUUCAAGUAAAAGGUUGUGUAUGUGAUGUAUCAUCUAAAGAGCAAAGAGUACAACUCAUGGAAAAAGUUUCCUUGGAAUUUGAUGGAAAACUCAACAUUCUUAUAAACAAUGUUGGAACAAACAUUUGGAAGCCCACUACUGAAUAUACUGGUGAAGAAUAUGCACAUAUUAUGGCAACAAAUUUAGAAUCUUCAUUCCAUUUGUGUCAACUUGCUCAUCCUCUUCUUAAAUCAUCUGGAUCUGGGUCUAUUGUUUUCUUGUCUUCUGUUGCUGGUCUUGUCCAUCUAUCUGGUACUUCUAUUUAUGGAGCAACAAAAGGGGCAAUGAAUCAGCUUACACGAAAUUUGGCUUGUGAAUGGGCAAAAGAUGGAAUUCGUGUUAAUGGGGUUGCACCAUGGUACAUUAACACCCCCCUCGUCGAACAUGUGCUGGGGGAUAAAGAAUUUAUGGAAGGGGUAGUAUCAAGAACUCCUCUUAAGCGUCCUGGAGAAGUUGAAGAAGUUUCAUCAAUGGUAGCUUAUCUUUGUCUUCCUGCUGCUUCUUAUGUUACUGGCCAAGUUAUUGCAGUUGAUGGAGGAUUCACUGUCUAUGGCUUCCAACAGCCUGGCUAUUAAUUAUUAAUAGCCGGACAGAAAAAAAUUGCAGUCAGUUUGAUAAUAAUGAUCGAGUGAUAUUACUUCUUCAGCUCGAACUUAAGGACUUGUUUGAAAAUGGUAGUGUAGAAUUUCUAGCUACCUAGUACUUUUAUAAUAAUGUUGUAUUUAAUAUUCUCAUGUUUUGUGUUUUCGUUGAACGGAAACAAUCUCUCUGCUUUCACAAGGUAGGGAUAAGGUUGUGACUGAGUAUGUUAUUGUUAUUGUUGUAUUCUAUGUUCAUCAAGCGUGUUCUAGCUGAAACCUUCAUGAAUUAAAGUUGUUAUCAUGCCGAUGUGUUAAA
Solanum tuberosum (potato) is the source of this 1221-nucleotide messenger RNA. RefSeq names its product tropinone reductase homolog At5g06060-like. The record is from RefSeq and is a predicted model, not a curated record. The transcript has 5 exons. NCBI's taxonomy places the organism in Eukaryota, Viridiplantae, Streptophyta, Magnoliopsida, Solanales, Solanaceae. Bases 102 to 899 code for a protein of 265 amino acids. Gene Ontology annotation, molecular function: oxidoreductase activity.